This is a messenger RNA of Octopus sinensis (East Asian common octopus), 1592 nucleotides long. Its product is annotated as UPF0565 protein C2orf69 homolog. Bases 580 to 1479 code for a protein of 299 amino acids. NCBI's taxonomy places the organism in Eukaryota, Metazoa, Mollusca, Cephalopoda, Octopoda, Octopodidae. The transcript is spliced from 2 exons. The record is from RefSeq and is a predicted model, not a curated record. Gene Ontology annotation, cellular component: mitochondrion.
GUGUGUGUGUGUCUAUAUGUCUGUUACGAGAACACAUUCUUCCACAGAAAAUAUUAUAUCUAGUUACGCAACCAACACUAUUCGCUUAGUGGCUCACAGACCGCUUAAUCCGUCGUUUCGUUGGCUUCCUAUGUAAAAUUACCCGAUGUAAAAUUACAUUAUUACAACAUUAAUUUGGAACCACCAAGCACUUGCACACUUCUUUAACACUUCACCGUCAACUGUACAAGUAUUAUUAUUAUUGCGGGAAAAGGAGGUGAAAGAUAUAAAUUAAAAUUCACCUGAAUUUCUGUAUAUUUUACGGGGUGUAUAUUUUAUUUUACGUUAUCUACCUGUUAUAAUUGAUUAAUUAUAACUGAAAAGGUAAAAAAAAAAUUUUUUUAAGUGUGUGCAAAAUAUUUAACAGACAACGAAAGAUUGCCAAUUAAUAAUUAUAAUUUUUAUUGCAAUAUACUUAUAAUAAUUGAUCCGAAUACAAAUAACUUCCUUACGCAAUAAACCAAAUAAUAAUAAUAAUAAUAAUAAUAAUAAUAGGUAACACUAAUUACUAAUUGGUAAUUAAGAAAGGAAGCAGUAACAAUGGCUGAGAAAGCAGACGAAGAGAAGACGACGGAUGAUAUAUGCGUUGAGAAAAAUGAAGAUUGUAGGCGAUUCCUUCGGGUACAUGGCAGUAAUGCUGAAAAGCACAGCGAUGUCAUAGUCUGUGGUGAUUUUAUGACGGCCAAGAAACAUGUUAUCUAUUUCGGUGGAGAUAUACAGGAUUAUUCUGAGAAAAUGCUUUUCCACGCCCAAACCAAAAAAUAUAACCAAUGGAACUUGGAAAACACAGCCAUACUUCUUCAGAAGAAAUUUCCAGACAGCUUUGUGUUCGUUGUGAAGCCAUCCAAAUUGAACUACGGAAUUUUCAGUGUAUUUUCUAAUUUUGUUAUUUCUAAUGAUGUCGGUGUCCCGGACCAUUCUGUCGGACAGGGUUCGUGGCAUGAGGUGGAGAGACUUUACCAUAAUACUAUUCGAGAAAUUUUAUCUCUUCAGGACGGUAACAAAGGAAUGAAUGCAGAUUGUGAUGUCCCUGUACCUGUGUGUAUUGUCGGGUUCAGCAAAGGUUGCAUUGUUUUAAACCAGCUUGUUCACGACCUGGAGCCAGAAAUGGAAUCCGAAGCAAGGAACUUUAUCAGUAGCGUCGAGACGCUCUAUUGGUUGGAUGGGGGACAUUCAGGAAGUUGUAAAAAAACUUGGGUGACAAACUCUAAAAUUUUAGAAUAUCUUGCUCAGUCGUCUCUGAAAAUUUCAGUUCAUGUUACCCCCUAUCAGCUGGAGGAUGCAACUCGAGAGUGGAUCGCAGAAGAAGAGAAACUGUUUGUUGAAAAUCUCCAGCAGUAUAAUGGCAAAGUCAAAGAAAAAGUUUACUUUUCUGGAGUACCGAGAUCCAUUGACAAACAUUUUGAGCUGUUAGUUGACUUUGAUGUAGAUCUUAUCUAGGUGUAUAUAUAAAAAAAUAUAUAUAUAUCACUGGAGUGCAGGGGUGGCUGUGUGGUAAGUAGCUUGCUUACCAACCACAUGGUUCUAGGUUCAUUCCCAUUGCGUGGCACCUU